CACACCCAAAGCGCCACGUGGCACGAUCAUGUAGCAAACGUGCCUACAAACGUAUCGGUCGCGCCAUAAAUAGCGAGAGCCGCCUUGUCUUCCCUCAGUGUCGGGACAGACGGUGCGUGUGCAGUGCAACGUGUGCGGGUUAGCAGUAGGUACUUUUUACCUGUUGGUUAGGAAACAUGGAAGUUUAUAACGAGAAAGGGAAGGUGUCAACAUCAGUUGUCGUGGAUGUGAACAGCAACGAGGAUGACGAGAGAACACGUUUGAAUAGCAUCUUAGUUCAGCUUUAUAUUUGGGUUAAGAUAACCCUAUGUAUGGCUGUGACCGUUGUUAGCCUAGCGGGAUGUGCCUUCACAAUAUACUUAUUUAUAACGUCACUGCUUCGCGGCGGAGACAGUCAAUCAGUGCCUUACGACCACAACACAAAACCGGACGAAACCACCCUUACCUACCUGACCCAUUUCACUGAAGGUGCUCCCGAGGUCACGAAGUCGCCCACCAACGACUACCCACGACUUGCCUCCGCUGACUCCGAAACCCUCAAGCCAGUCCUAGAAUCUAUUCGACGACAAAAUCAGUCGCUGUUGGCUCUAGGGUGUCGCCCGACGCCGCACAAGGAGAAGGCGGUGUCGCUUCUCAGUCCCAAGGACAGGAUCUUGGAUGAGAACUUCUUUCCCAAGGACAUAACGAUCGAAAAGUGUGACGAUGUGUACAGCUAUUGCGGCGUCGGGAAGAGUGUCUGCGUGCCGGCCGGGAAUAACACAGGGAAGAAAGCUGUAACAUUUUGGUAUUACGGACGGGAAGGAACUGUCAUCGAGACGAGGACCUUCGAGAGCGACUCGGACUGCGAGUGCCAGUGAAGGUUCUGCUCGCUCCGUGACUAAGAGGUCCAGUCGCAUUCCACACUGCCCGAAGGUGCCCACAGGUAGCGAUGGGUCUGCUGGUUUCACUGGUCUUCUGUUCGCCCAUCCCACAGACAGCGAAGGACUAGUCAAGAAGCCUGGAUGCCUGCCAUUCAUCCAUCUUUAUCAUAGAUGUUUUAUAUUUAAUUUAGGCAUAUUUUCUAUUAUAUAUUUUACUGAGGACUUUAUACGGAAAUUAUAUAUAUUUAAUAUUUAUUUAUCAUUUACGCAUAGUGAGAAAUAUAUUUGAUUAUAGGCGUCUUACAAAAGGAAUAUAUGUUUAAUAUUUAUGAAUUAUGCAUAUUGAGAAAUAUACUUUAUUGUAGGCUCCAUACGCAAAGAAUAUGUAAGUACAAUUUAUCAUUUAUGCCAGUGGAAAAGUGGAUUUGACUGUAGACUUUAAAUGAAGAGAAUGACAAAGGUCUUCAAUUUUGAUGCUCAGUAGAGGUGUUUUAUCAUAUUGAGAGAAAUAUAUAGUACAAGGAUUUAUGCAGCCUUUGCAUGCACGUAGGUCAGUGUUUUUUUAUUGUUUUAUAUUAUUUUUAAAAAUGAAAAGAAAAAUGUUAAAAUUGUAUGAGUAUUUAUGUAUCACUUACAUGUACGCAGGUUCAAAUGUUUCACUCUAUAUUAUGUAAAGAAAAAAAAAAAA
Molecule: messenger RNA, 1548 nt
Organism: Penaeus monodon (black tiger shrimp)
Lineage: Eukaryota; Metazoa; Arthropoda; Malacostraca; Decapoda; Penaeidae
Exons: 2
Coding region: 177-857 (226 amino acids)
Source: RefSeq, a predicted model, not a curated record